GACCUGGAUUCUUACUCGACAUGGCGCUCGAGAGGCUCAAGGAUGAGAUCGCCAAUUUCAUCAUCGACAAGAAGAUGAUGGGCGGCAUGCUCACGAAGGGCGUCGUGGCGUUUGGGGACGCUGCUGCCUUGGUGUUGCAUAUUAUCGGGCACAGCGACGCGUCGGGCCCCCUCUCCAGGAGAGGAAUGAGGGAAUCCAUCCGCAAGUACGCGGCGGCCGUCGCCGCCUCCCGCGACGACGCUCACAACCUGAGGAUGGAGGCUGGGGCAUUCGAGGUCGACUUGUUCCCGGACGUGCUGAAUGCCUUCGCGAAUGUCCAGCUGAACCCGCAGGACAUGGGCGACAUCUACGCGGCGGUGGGCCCACCACCCGAGCAGCCGAAGGCGAGGCGCUACGUGAGGAGAUCGUUUCCCAGUGCCAGCGCGUCGUCGCGGGCGCUGGCGCCACCGCGGCCCCCAGAUAUCGGCGGGGCCAUCGCGGACGCAUCAGCCGAGGACGGCAUUGUGUCGGUCGCCGCAGCCCCAGCGGCGGCGGCGCGUGGGCCGAUGGUACCAGCCAGCUCUUGCAGCCCCUACCUCGACCUCGACGAGGACGUUUUGGCAGAACGCUUGGAGCAGAGGGACGAUGAGAUCGCGGAGCUCAGGGAAGAGCUCCGAAAGACCAGGCGGAGCAGGGCCCUCUUCAUGGAGAAGGCAGAGGCCCUCCAGGUGCAGCUUUAUGAUGCCCGCCAGGAGGUUGCUACUUGGACCGCGGCCGUUCAUAUCCGACCUGGGCGCAACGUCACUGUGCACGGAGGAUAUACCCUCGCCGUCAGGAGAAACAUUGGGCACGCUUCCACCGCUGCAAGUGCGGCGAUGGUGACGGGGGGUGGGGCUGGCAGCGUCAAGGACCCGAAUACGGUGGUGAGUUACGAACAUCGCGCCGUGGCCGCGAAGGUCGUCCGAUCCCAAGCGUUCUACGACGACACCGUGGGCGACUUGACGGACCAGCUCGAGAUCCACGCGCUGAAAUGUGAUGGGACCAACGCAGAGCCCAUCCAACGGAAGAAAGUGCACGUGUCCAUGAUCCACAGCUCCAUUUGCAACCUCUCGCACGCUGCUGUCGAGACCCAUUCGAUCACGGGCGACCUCCUGCCAAUCGAGGAGGACAACGGCCCCGAGACUCACGCGUUCAUGCUGACCCACCUGCAGUCCGUGGGCUGCCCCGCGUGGAGGUCUCGUGCAGCGGUGCUCCCGCAGGAUAAACCAUUCUUUGCGGCCGUCUACGUCUUCGGAGUAGACGCGGGCCCAGGUAACCAGUGGGCCUUGAAGAAGGUCCGCCAUGACCUGGACGGCGCGCCAGCCCGCGUUAUGUUUUGCGCGGUCUUCUGCUUCAUGCACCAGCUCCACCUCGUUGUUAAGGACUUGCUGGACCGCGCGGAGGGCUUCGACUGGGGGCCGCUCACCGACGGCAGGCGCUACUGGGGCACGGUGGCGACCGUCGCCAAUGUGUGGCGGUCGUGCGGGGCGCCGACUCGCAUUCACCAGGCCGCCAUGGACAUCCCUGGGGGUGGUCCAGACGUCGCGCACAACUUCUUCAGGAAGACGCCUGGUCGGCCCCUGCGCGGCCGAUGGGGCAGCGUGGCGGGGGUGGAGCAGCUGAUCAUUGACGCCGAGACCUUCAUCGGCGCAGUCUUCAAGAAGGUCUUCGGUAAGAACGAGGACGAGGAGGCCGCGCACAGGCAGCAGCAGGGCGACUGGAGGGGGACCGCGGUCAGGAUGACGGGAGACUCCAUGUGGCUCGCCAUGGUUCACAUAUCCUGCACCGUGAAGGAGCCCCUCACGACGUACCUGUACUCCUCGCAAAAGAAGAAGGGGGAGUACGAGAAACGGGCACACGCUGCCAAGCCUGCUGCGUUCAUGGGGCCGACCCCGCUGUCGCACUUGGUUGCCCGCGAUGGGGGCGGGGCGCGCGUCUACCGCGACCUCCAGGCGCUCUUCUCGGACGAUGCACAAGGCGCUGGUGGUGUUUGGGCGCCUGUGCGGGGGCUACUUCCUGAUGGCACCGAGCCCCGCGCCCGACUUCUCAUUGUGACGCUCGGGUUGAGGGCGCUGGCGGGUUGGUCGGCCAGGAUUAUGAAGCGCAUUGGGGAAUUCCCGCUCUUGCUCCUCCGAGUGCUGGACGACCCGCGGGACGAAGACUCGCCAGACCGCAGGGGACUUGCAGAUGCGCUGCUUCGGCGGGACAGGGGUGCCUUGGUGAGUUGCAACGGCGACAUCGCGGCAAAAGUCCGCGAUUUGUUCCAGGGCGACUGGGAGGACAUGCGGGUCUCUGGCAAAUGCAGCGCCAAGCUCCACACCUUCUUGCUCAUCUGGAGGAGCCGCCUGCCACAUGAUACCCAAGACCUGGAAGGCGCGAACUCCGUGCUGCAGCGCAUGGCUAAGUUGGCGCCGAACCUCCACAUCCCGCUGGCCUCUGACCGCCUCCGCCUGAAACUGGGGACCCCCAUCUUGGCUGCGGACUGCGUCGCCCUCCACCCAGCCGUCAUGGACCAUUUCGGCAAGCAGGAGUUCGCGGACAGAUUUCUUCCACUCGUGGUCGCAGAUGGCCCAGCCUUGGAUGCCCCUCCGCCGCCGCCCGCGCUUCCGCGGUACGACGCAGCCGUUCGAGCUGCAGCCAGAUGCGCCCACGCCGCGGGGUCGCUAAUGCCGAACUACGCGGACACGGCGACAGCUGGUUUUUUUCACUUAGACCGCCCAGUGCGCAUCGCCUCGCUGGUGGAGGUCAUCGGGGACAUGGCGAUGGUCGGCAAGGGCAAGGGCAAAGUGGGUGCCGCCGCGCCCUUGGCAGUGCGGUCGGGCUCCCUGGAAUGGGUGUCGCUGGACCGCGCUCGGUUUGCCGAUGAGAUCGUGACGGAGGUCAAGCCGAAGCCGCCGAAGAGGAGCAGAGACGGCGAGGUCGACGACGGCGGCCUGGAAGACUUCGUGGCAGCAGCGAUGGGGGACGUCAUGGAAGAUGACGUCGAUGAGUACGCGGGCCCCGUCGGCGGAGGCGGCGCAGACGACGGCCUGGGCGGCCAUCCAGAGGAUGAGGAGCUCGACGGAGAGGGCCACAUCAUUCCCGAGCCAGAGGAA
Molecule: messenger RNA, 3113 nt
Organism: Prorocentrum cordatum
Lineage: Eukaryota; Dinophyceae; Prorocentrales; Prorocentraceae
Source: the annotation of a GenBank genome assembly